Chiroxiphia lanceolata (lance-tailed manakin) is the source of this 1673-nucleotide messenger RNA. RefSeq names its product zinc finger CCHC-type and RNA binding motif containing 1 (gene ZCRB1). Gene Ontology annotation, cellular component: U12-type spliceosomal complex. NCBI's taxonomy places the organism in Eukaryota, Metazoa, Chordata, Aves, Passeriformes, Pipridae. The record is from RefSeq and is a predicted model, not a curated record. Gene Ontology annotation, molecular function: zinc ion binding; RNA binding. Gene Ontology annotation, biological process: mRNA splicing, via spliceosome. The coding region runs from base 247 to 897 and encodes 216 amino acids. The transcript is spliced from 8 exons.
CGACGGGAUCGGGGCGGUGGGAGCGCGAAGUAGCGAGAAGGCGGCGAGCCGAGAGUCCGGACCGAUCCCGUAGGGACCUGCGCGUCCUCCAGUGCCGCGUCGCAGAAUGGGCUCCCUCGCGGGCUGAGCCCUCCGGGACGGGGGCACCGCGCGUGUGGGAGCGCCUGUUUACAGCUCCCUCUCUUCGGGCUUUUGCGGCGUAGGAAGGGACGAAACAAGCAGCUGGUCGGGAUCGUGCUGUGAAAAAUGAGUGGUGGGUUGGCACCAAGCAAAAGCACAGUGUAUGUGUCCAAUUUACCCUUUGCUUUGACAAACAAUGAUCUGUACAGGAUAUUUUCAAAGUAUGGGAAAGUUGUCAAAGUUACUAUUAUGAAAGACAAAGACACCAGGAAGAGCAAAGGAGUUGCCUUUAUUUUGUUUUUGGAUAAAGAAUCUGCACAAAACUGUUCUCGGGCACUUAAUAACAAACAGUUGUUUGGAAGAGUAAUAAAAGCAAGUAUUGCCAUUGAUAAUGGAAGAGCAGCAGAAUUCAUUCGCAGGCGUAACUACUUUGAUAAGUCUAAGUGUUACGAAUGUGGGGAAGCAGGACACUUAAGUUAUGCUUGUCCUAAGAAUAUGCUAGGAGAGCGAGAGCCACCAAAGAAAAAAGAAAAGAAGAAGAAAAAGAAAAUAGUUGAGCCAGAAGAAAUUGAGGAGGAAGGAGAAAGUGAAGAGGAAGGAGAAGACCCUGCUCUGGAUAGCCUCAGCCAAGCCAUAGCUUUUCAGCAAGCCAAAAUUGAGGAAGAACAACAGCGAUGGACGCAGACUGCAGGGGAAUCUUCAAUUUCAGAUGAUUCGAAACGUCCACGGAUUAAGAAAAGUGCUUAUUUCAGUGAUGAGGAAGAACUUAGUGAUUGAAAUAAUAUUAUUCUAUAUGUAUAUAUAAUAUAUGUAGUGUACCUUUUGUAAAUUGCUACAAAGUGAUCUGUAAUAUAGGUUUGUUUUGGUGUUGGAGACACUGAAAAUCAUGUUGUAUUUUUAUUCUGUCCUCUCACCCUCCUGUCUUUUUAUACCUGUUCUCAAAACUUCACCUUUCAAGGCAGCUUCUUAAGGAAAUGGUGUGUUCAUACACUUAAAUCCAGAAGAGUAUCUAUGAGAAUACUACUUACAGUUAGUAUCUAGACCCAAACCCUGGGAGUGAAAUCUUUCCUAAGAGAAUUUCCCACAACUUUUUUACCAAGAGGAUUCCUCUUAGGAUGACUGAUUCUUUAUGUAUUGGUCUGUUUAUUGCCUGUUUGGAAGCAGGAGGCUUUAGCAGUACUUUAGUCGAAUGUGAAUCUUGCACUAGUUCCUCUUCAUAGGGUUGAAUUUCAGCUUUAAGCAUUGUACUAGUCCUUUAACUCCUCAUACAGUAGAUGAGAAAUUACUGUCGCAUCAGCACUGUUUUUCCUGACUGCAGUUUGGGUGCCUAACAUGGUAAUUGUGGUUAUCCAUAGCGUUUUGAAUAUACUUGUAUCUAACCUGGGUCACAGUUCUAUGUUCACAGCCAUCUGAACCUGUUGGCAAAAUCCAAAAGGCACAAAGUUUCCUACAUGCUUAAAAAUUAGCUUUCAUGUAUACUUGGAACCAUUGUGGUCUCUAAGCAAAGUGUGUGGGCACCUAUUUUGCAAAUAAAGCUGUCAAGACCUUUUAAA